AUGAUCAACAGAAAAUUAUUCAAAUUUGGAAAAGGAGUUAAUAUUCUUUUUGUAGGAGAAAAAGAUUGUGGUAAAACAUCAUUAAUUACAAGGUAUAUUAAUGAUAUUUAUUUUGAUUCAAAAUUAGAUCAUGAAGAAUCUAGAUUAAAAGAUUUUGAAAUGAAUGGAGAAAAAGUUGAAAUUAAAUUGCAUGAAUUUAGACAAAGUGAAUAUAACGAAGAUGAGACAGUAUCAAUUUUUAGGAAAGCCAAUGCAAUAAUUUUUUUAUUUCCAUCAGAUGUAGGAAUGGAAGAAAUGCAAAAAUGGAUGAUGUAUGUUGAUAGAUUUAUUACAGACGAUAAACUAUGGUUUAUUAUUCAAACAAAAACUGACCUUGGAAAAAUGGAUAUUCCUGUAGAACAACGAAGGACAUUCACUUUCAAACAUUCAUUUAAUCAAUAUUUUGAAGUUUCUUCAAAAACAGGAGAAGGUGUAAAAGAAACUAUGGACAUUAUCAUUGAUUUAACAGUAAAAAAAUUUAUUCAUUUUGAUGUGGAUGAAAAACCAGUUAAACUAGAAAAACGUCAAUGUGUUAUUGUUUAA
This is a messenger RNA of Entamoeba histolytica HM-1:IMSS, 582 nucleotides long. RefSeq names its product GTP-binding protein EhRabX29, putative. The record is from RefSeq and is a predicted model, not a curated record. The transcript is spliced from 2 exons. Gene Ontology annotation, molecular function: GTPase activity; GTP binding. Lineage: Eukaryota; Evosea; Mastigamoebida; Endamoebidae. The coding region runs from base 1 to 582 and encodes 193 amino acids.